Molecule: messenger RNA, 1676 nt
Organism: Chelmon rostratus (copperband butterflyfish)
Lineage: Eukaryota; Metazoa; Chordata; Actinopteri; Chaetodontiformes; Chaetodontidae
Gene: ctsd
Product: cathepsin D
Exons: 9
Coding region: 87-1277 (396 amino acids)
Biological process (GO): proteolysis
Cellular component (GO): lysosome
Molecular function (GO): aspartic-type endopeptidase activity
Source: RefSeq, a predicted model, not a curated record
UGAUAAAAGUCGGUGAUUGAACGACAACAAGUCGAAGUGCUCAGUCAUUGUUGAGUCCAUGUCUCUGUGAUUCUGCGGCUGUAACAAUGAGGAUCUUCUACCUGUUUGUUUUCGCGGCGUUCGCCCUGACGAGCGACGCGCUUGUUCGAAUUCCCUUAAAGAAAUUCCGUUCCAUCAGACGUGAGCUGACAGACUCAGGGAGGAGAGCAGAGGAGCUGCUGGCCGACAAGCACUCCCUUAAGUACAACUUCGGCUUCCCCUCCAGUAAGGAGCCCACUCCAGAAACCCUGAAGAACUACCUUGAUGCCCAGUAUUAUGGUGAGAUUGGCCUGGGUACCCCUCCUCAGACCUUCACCGUGGUGUUUGACACGGGCUCCUCCAACCUGUGGGUGCCCUCCAUUCACUGCUCCUUCUUAGACAUUGCAUGCCUUCUUCACCACAAAUAUAACUCUGCCAAGUCCAGCACAUACGUGAAGAACGGCACUGCCUUCGCCAUCCAGUAUGGAACUGGCAGCUUGUCGGGAUAUCUCAGUCAGGACACGUGCACGAUCGGAGACCUUUCAGUGGAAAAGCAGCUUUUUGGAGAAGCCAUCAAGCAGCCCGGCGUGGCCUUCAUCGCGGCCAAGUUUGACGGCAUCCUCGGCAUGGCCUACCCUCGCAUCUCCGUAGACGGGGUGGCUCCAGUGUUUGACAACAUCAUGAACCAGAAGAAGGUGGACAAGAACGUCUUCUCCUUCUACCUGAACAGGAACCCGGACACCCAGCCCGGCGGUGAGCUGCUGCUGGGAGGAACCGACCCCAAAUACUACAGUGGAGACUUUAGCUACGUCAACGUCACCCGUCAGGCGUACUGGCAGAUCCACAUGAACGGGAUGACCGUGGGCAGCCAGCUGAGUCUGUGUAAGAGCGGCUGCGAGGCCAUCGUGGACACGGGGACGUCUCUCAUCACCGGCCCCUCAGAGGAGGUCCGGGCCUUGCAGAAGGCCAUCGGAGCGACUCCCCUCAUCCAGGGAGAGUACAUGGUGAACUGUGACAAGAUCCCAUCGCUGCCCAUCAUCACCUUCAACCUGGGGGGAAAGCCCUACACUCUGACCGGAGAGCAGUACGUCCUCAAGAUAAGUCAGGCUGGAAAGACCAUUUGCCUGAGCGGCUUCAUGGGUCUGGACAUCCCUCCCCCCGCCGGGCCCCUGUGGAUUCUGGGAGAUGUAUUCAUCGGCCAGUACUACACCGUCUUUGAUCGGGAAAACAACAGGGUGGGCUUUGCCAAGUCCAAAUAAGCACAUCCUUCGCUACAGCAACAACACAUCAAGUGCAAACCUAAAAAUCCAAGUUUUGUGAGACAAAAAUUGUGCUGCACACGUUUUUCUGUUGCUUUGCAAUCAAACCGAAUUUAGCAAUAGAUUUUGUGUAGAGCCUAAAUGCACUGAUCUGAGGAAUGUGUACAAUUUGUGUUUGUGAACAGUUUGAAGAUUUGAUAGGUUGUGUGACAGGUGUAUAUGUUCAGGGAUCAGUCGUGUGUAUUGAUGAUGCCCUUUUUAAACAUAUACUUUUUUUUUUUUUAAUCAGGGAUUUGUUUUAAACAGAACAUUUUUAAUUUGCGUUUUAGGAGAAAGUUGUUCCUCUUCUACUGACUUUGAGAAUAUCUUAAUGUGAUUGGCCUGAAUAAACAGUUUUUA